Acanthopagrus latus (yellowfin seabream) is the source of this 634-nucleotide messenger RNA. RefSeq lists its product as uncharacterized. The record is from RefSeq and is a predicted model, not a curated record. The transcript has 4 exons. The coding region runs from base 26 to 634 and encodes 202 amino acids. NCBI's taxonomy places the organism in Eukaryota, Metazoa, Chordata, Actinopteri, Spariformes, Sparidae.
GCGGAUUUGACAUGAAGAAGAAGACAUGCGGAUAAUGAGAAAAGCCUUUGAGGAUGUUUGUUGCAUGCAUGGACUACCUUGUUCCUCUCUGGGUCACUGUUUUGGUUAUCCAUCCGAUGUGAACACUGAUCCAGCACCUGCCCAGGAGCCAAACAGCGCCAGACGAAGCAGAAGUAGCCACGGACUACCUGCAGCAGACCCGGUUACAUCCCAGCCAGAAGGCCUGCCAGUCAGUCUACAGGAGCAGCAGCAGCAGCAGCGGCAGCAUGAACAGGCUCAGAGGACUGUCAGCUGUAUCUCCACACACUCCACCAGAACCAGAAAUGUGAACGGCACCAACUCAAACUCUAUCUGCCACCUGCAGGAUGCAGGUGAGGCACCGUGCUUUGAGUCACCUCCACCCAGCCGUAGCCUCUCUCAAAGCUCAGAGGAGGAUGAGCUGGAGUUGGACUGUAGUCCGGAGCUGGAGCUGAAAUAUCCCCAGAUCCCCAGACCCUCCAUUAUUAUCAGAAAGCCAAAGGAUUCGGAAUUCCAGGAAACAGCGUCUGACAGGUCGGACGGCAGGGAGACAGAGGAUGGAGGGUUAUCAGAUAUAAGCGCCUAUGCUGAAGCCCAGCAGGAUGAAAUCGUGUGA